Molecule: messenger RNA, 4529 nt
Organism: Serpula lacrymans var. lacrymans S7.9
Lineage: Eukaryota; Fungi; Basidiomycota; Agaricomycetes; Boletales; Serpulaceae
Exons: 31
Coding region: 1-4017 (1338 amino acids)
Biological process (GO): cell motility; phosphatidic acid biosynthetic process; intracellular signal transduction
Molecular function (GO): phosphatidylinositol binding; D-type glycerophospholipase activity
Source: RefSeq, a predicted model, not a curated record
AUGGACCAAGCAGGGCAGUCCACACGUUCUCCGAAGAGAUUACAACGUUCCCAGACCCAUCCUCCUCUCAGGCCCGAGCCGUCCAAGAAGCCUAGCGGUGCAGCUAAAUGGGGUCGAUUGCGAUCAUUACUUCCAAAUGUAAUAAGCCACACCGUUUCAACACAGACCGCUACACAUUCUGUGAUUACUCCUCAUCAUGUAAAUAUUACAGACGAACUCAUCACCGGAGGACUAUCAACUCUCAUGCUCCGUCUGUGGUUUGAAAGAGACGAGAAAGACCAUCGUCGCAUUCCGUUACUCCUCCAUCGCCUUCGCAUACGCAUCAGUGAUAGUUUGCACCCUUUGCAUGGGAACAAAGCAGUUUUUCGUAUCGAAUGUGAAUAUGCAAAUGGUGCAGCAAGAUGGGUAAUAUAUCGACAACUUCGAGAUUUCAUAUCUCUCCACACUCAUUAUACCAUCGCAAACGCAUACAAUCGCAACAAAGAUGCCUUACCAGAGUUCCCUCGAACCAGUUUGCCUUACUUCAAAUUUCUCAAACGAGAGAGUAAAGGUGGUCAAUUACGACAAACAGACUUUGCUCGAUUGCAAAGAGAAGCACUGGAAAACUACUUGCUGAGUCUUUUCCGCGCUGUGAUGUUCCAUCCUACUUCCAAUCGUCUGGCAGGUUUUCUCGAAAUUAGUGCUCUUUUUAUAUCGCUAGCUCAAUCAGGUGGUGCACAAUAUAAAGCUGGUUUCCUCCGCAUUGAGUCCAGUAGCAAAGGUGGUGCCUCCUUGGGACGCAAAUCUGCCCGAUGGAGGGAGAGAAGGGAAUCAAGAUGGUGUGCAGUGCGAGAGAGUUAUCUGGUGAUUCUGGAAGAACCGGGAGAGCUGGCUAUUUGGGAUGUUUUUCUGCUUGAUUCGGAUUUCAAGAUCGAACGGCCCACUCGUUACUAUCGGAAAGGAUUGCAUCUCUUGCAUCCCGAGCCAUUGGAUAAAGAUGUCAAUGCUGCACAGGUCCACAUUGAUACAGAGGCCGACUGUUUAUCUGUUAUAGACUCCUUCAAAAGCCGACUCUCGGUGGCUUUGCGAAGGCAUCCCAAGUCUUCGUCCCAUAUCAAUGAUCAGCAAAUGCCUCAAAUGCGUCACGAUGUCUCAAAGCAUACAUUCUAUAUUGAGAAUUCACAGAUGCGACUGAAACUAUUUGCCAGAAAUGAGCGACAAAUGUUGCAGUGGAUUACUGCACUGGAGAGAAUCGCUUCUGCAUCCCAUUACAGUGGUAAUAAUCGAUUCGACAGCUUUUCCCCUAUCCGAUUGAAUGUUGCUGCUCAAUGGCUUGUCGAUGGCCGUGAUUACAUGUGGAACCUUUCGCGAGCAAUUAUGCUGGCACGAGAGACUAUAUAUAUUCACGACUGGUGGCUCUCCCCUGAAUUGCAAAUGCGCCGACCCAAUAAGGAUAAAUACAGACUAGACAAGCUACUGGAGAAGAAGGCAAACGAGGGUGUGAAGAUUCACAUCAUUCUUUAUCAGGAAGUAUCCAGUCGGACUACUCCAACGGACAGCAACUAUACCAAGCAGCGACUAACGUCGCUGCACCCAAAUAUUAUGGUUCAACGCUCUCCUUCACAUUUCCAGACGGGAACUUUUUACUGGGCCCAUCAUGAAAAGCUAUGCGUCAUUGACCAAACUAUCGCAUUCAUGGGGGGCAUUGACCUAUGUUUUGGAAGGUGGGAUACACCUCAGCAUGUCCUCGUCGAUGAUAUUGAACUAUCGUCCGAGAAGGCGGAGAUAUGGCCUGGCAAGGACUACAGCAACCCUAGAAUUAUGGAUUUCCAUACAUUGAGCAAACCAGAAGAGGAUAUGUAUGACAGAUCAAAAGUGCCUCGAAUGCCUUGGCAUGACGUUGGUAUGCAAGUUGUCGGGCAACCCGCCCGCGACUUGGCUCGUCACUUUGUGGAAAGAUGGAAUUACCUAUUGAGAAUCAAGAAUCAUACCAAACUCAUGCCUUUUUUGCUUCCUCCUCCUGAGUUCAAGCCGGGAGACUUGACAGCAAUGGGUUUGACUGGGACUUGCGAAAUGCAAAUCUGUAGGUCUGCAGGUCCAUGGUCGUUGGGAACUCCAGGGCGUAUUGAGCACUCAAUACAAAAUGCAUACCUUAAAGCGAUUGAGCUUUCGGAGCACUUUGUCUACAUUGAAAACCAGUUCUUCAUAUCUUCUACUGUUGUCAAUGAUGUCAAGGUCGAGAACAUGAUUGGAAAUGCACUCGUUGAUCGCAUCAUUCGGGCACAUCGCGAAGGAACUCCUUGGAAGUGCUGUAUUAUUAUACCUCUAUUACCAGGUUUCCCCUUUCCUGUUGACCACAGUGAUGCCAGUGCGAUUCGUAUAAUUAUCGAAUGUCAAAACCGCACUUUGUGCCGCGGCCCACAUUCUAUCUUCGCCCGCUUACGCAAGGAGGGCAUUGAUCCGGAUGAUUAUAUGUCUGUUUUCUCUCUGAGGAAUUGGGCGAAAAUGCGCGGCAAUGUUCUGACGACUGAAAUAGUUUAUGUUCACGCCAAAGUGUGUAUUGUGGAUGACCGCCUUGCGAUUAUCGGUAGCGCAAACAUCAAUGAACGGUCCCAAAGAGGGGAGCGAGAUUCCGAAAUCGCUGCUGUUAUAAGAGACACUGACAUGAUCAACGGAGUGAUGGCAGGUAAACCUUUUAGAGUAGGCCGAUUUGCGCAUACCUUGCGAAUGCGGCUGAUGCGAGAGCAUAUUGGUGUUGACGUUGAUGCCAUGAGCGAAAAGGAAUUUAUGGCUAAGGAAGCACCAAAACCAGAAAACGAGCACGAGUGGGACCCUAAUAUGGAACAGGAGUACGGGAAGGAGGGAGAGAUAACACAGGCAAAACAUGAGACUCCUAUCAGGAACAUGCUGGCUACUGCAACAGAUGGAAUGAAGCAAACUGCACAUGUAAUAGGCGAUGCAGCGGCUGAAACUACUGCCAGAAAGCUUCACGAGCCUCUAUCCAAAGUCGAGUUUCACAAAGUCAACACUCCCACACAAGAUGCAUCUUUACAGGAGGAGCGGAUGACCUAUGGUCGUGAUGGGCAGAAACGCCCUGGUUUUGCUAGUUCGAUGGUACCAACGUUGGAGGAAAAAAUGGUAGCGGAACACAUUCCACCUGCUUCGCAAGCUCACGGAAAGCCAGCCGCCGGUGAGGUAAAGGAGAAUGGUAACGCCAUCCAUAGGAAGGAGCCGACGGAAGCUCAUACAGCUGAUGGAGAGGCUUUCGGCGCACCUGCCCAUGCGUCCAAGGAUCCUCAAACAGAUGACCAGCCCCCUCAUGCUGAGUCCGGUGUCAAUGACGCCGACGACACGGAACAAGCUGCUCCUAGCGCAAGAGCCAUAUUACGAAAACACCUUGCUAGCAGGCUGGGAACUAAGACUUGGACUAUGCCUACUCCUACUCCUAAAGUGGACCCUGAAGGUUUCGAUGAUCCUGUAUCUGACGCAUUCUGGCGGAAUGUGUGGGUUGCAUGCGCAGUUCACAACACUGAAAUUUACCGGAAGGUAUUUCAUGCAAUACCAGAUGACCUCAUUACUACGUGGAAGCAGUACAAAGAAUUUGUGAUGCACCAUGAACGGUUUAAUAAAAGACAAAAGGAUAGUAGCACCCCAGAACCAGUUGCGCGAGUACCUUCUGAGACUGCGUUCGAAGAUGGACCCUACCAGAAAGGUGGAGUUGCUGAUAAGGCUGAGGCCAUCAAGGAAGACGGGUUGGCGCAAGGUAAAAAGAGCGAAGAGAGUUCGAAAGAUAGCUUUCCCGCACCUGCGAACAUAGCGGUGAAUGAAAAGGAGAAGGAAAAAGAAAAUCGUGGCCGUAAGCCCACGAAAGGACUCGAACCAUUUGAUAAAGAAGAGAAGGACGAAAUGGAAGAAUUAUUAAACCAAUUGCAAGGCCACUUGGUGAUAUACCCCACUCGUUUCCUCGAGGGGGAGGAUAUAGCAGAGAACUUCUUGUUCAAUGCUGACAGAAUCAUGCCUCUUCCUAUCUAUGACUAAAAUUCUUCCCUAAGUUUACAUCACUGCACUUUUCUUUAUAGUUAAAUCGGCAUCAAACAGUGCUUGUAUUAUUUCAUUGAUGGACGGUGUCACAUGGAUCUUCUAUCGUUUUACAUAUCUUGAGAGUACAAUGCUUAUCUUCAUCCUUACGACGGUUCAAUCAGGGGACAACGACGUCGAAUAUUAAUUUAUCUUGAAGUUGUGCAUUGCAGGACGCCAAGAACCCAACGUGAGCUUCAUGAGGACGGAAAAUGUUCAAGUCCUCUUCACUGUCGAAGAUAAUGAUGACACCCUCUUCCCAUCCUUGGCUGAAAGCGCCGACAGGUUUCGUGAUUCCUAUAUGCAUGUCUUUCACCUGGGGAAUCUUGGCCAGCAGAGCAAGAUCAUCUUUGAUUUUCUGCCUGGCCUCUUGAGAAACCUCGGGCUUGAGUUUCCAAAGAACUACGUGAUGGACAGUCAUUGUUGGGAGUAAUAUUGCAUGCUCACACAAAAAUCAAGACCAUAUUUAUACU